CAUAGCGAGAGAGGGAACACAAGCAGGGGGAGUGGGAGAGGGAGAAGCAGGCUUCCCGCCGAGCAGGGAGCCCGAUGUGGGGCUCGAUCCCCGGACACUGGGAUCAUGACCUGAGCCGAAGGCAGACGCUUAACGACUGAGCCACCCAGGCGCCCCUGUUUUUGUUUUUUUAAAGAUUAUUUGACAGACAGCGAGAGACAGCGAGAGAGGGAGAAGCAGGCUUUCUGCGGAGCAGGAAACCUGAUGUGGGCUUGAUCCCAGAACCCUGGGAUCAUGACCUGAGCCCUAGGCCCCUGGGAUCAUGAACUGAGCUGAAGGCAGACGCUUAACGACUGAGCCACCCAGGCACCCUUAUCUCAUGGUUUUAAUUUGCAUUUCCCUGAUGGUUAAUGAUUUUUUUUUUUUAAGAUUUUAUUUAUUUAUUUGAGAGAGAAUGAGAGACAGAGAGCAUGAGAGGGAGGAGGGUCAGAGGGAGAAGCAGACUCCCUGCCGAGCAGGGAGCCCGAUGCGGGACUCGAUCCCGGGACUCCAGGAUCAUGACCUGAGCCGAAGGCAGUCGCUUAACCAACUGAGCCACCCAGGCGCCUGGUUAAUGAUUUUUUUAUGUGUGCUUAGCCAUUCAUGUAUCUUUUUUCCGUAAAAUGCCUAUUCAUAUUUUUCUGUUUGUCUUAAAAUAGUUUAAUUUUUUUCAUUAUUGAGCGUUGAGAGUUACAUAUUGUGGAUACUGGUCUGCUAGGAGGUAUAUAAUAAUCUGAAAAUAAUUUCUCCAUUUUUGACUUAAUUUUCUUGAUCUUGCCUUUGUAGCAAAAGAGUUUUUAAUGUUAAUGAAGUUCAGCUUGUGCAUAUUCAGUUGAUUUUAUCUGUGGUAAGGGUCACAGUUUUGUUUUGUUUUUGCAUACGGAUAUCCAAAUUUCCUGCGUCCAUUUGUUGAAAGGGGCAGGUACCUUUAGCAGUGAAGCCUGCCCAAGCCCUGGGCGAUUCCGCCAGCAGACUGCAUGGGGCUGAGCAAAUGUGGUAGCGUGUUGGUGCUCCGUGGUGAACAAAGAAAGGAUGGUUGGAUUACCAAGGGCCUUGGUCUGGUCUCAGUUCCUUUUGGAGGUAAUUUGUGCCAGGGCUGGGUUUUUUGUGGCGACUCUGGGCCGUACUACGAUUCCCAGCAUGCACUGCGCUGGCCUGCCCUCUGCGGAGGGGCAAAGCUAGACAGACCUGGAAGUGUGGCUGCGAGGGAAAGGCUGGGACACGGUUUCUGGUACGGAGAUCGAUUUCUCAAGGUUUUGGCCUGCGCGAGGGACUAGCAAGCCGAACCGUGAGAAGUACUACCUCCCCACUCAGACACACCCCCCGUCCUCUGGCCCGCCGUAGCCUCCCUCUCCGAUCGGGACCGGACUCGUUUCUUCCUCAAGUUUCCCGCGGGGACUAACUCUUGAAGACGACCAACUGCAGCCGAGAGUUUUGCCGGCCGGGCCAACCAGAGGCGAGAUGGAAGAGGCGGGGGUGGGAGCCGCCAAAUUGUCUAGGAGAGAGUCCAUUUCUCCUGUAAAGGGCGAGUCGCCCUUCCUGGGACCCCGAGAGGAGCAAAGGAGCUGCGGGGGGGUGCGGAAGCGCAGGGACCCCUACCCGCUCGGGUGGGGACCGCGGCGGGGCCGGGCUUACCCUUCAGCGACCCCCUCCAGGUGUCCGGGCCCAGCCUCGGCCACCAUGUCGCACCAGACCCCUCUAGGCUCCUCAGUGCCACACGCCAGCUGCCUAAACCUGUGGAGGGAAAAGAAUGACGAGCUAGUUCGACAGGCCAAGGUGGCUCAGGACUCGGGUCUGUCUCUGAGGCGACAGCAGUUGGCUCAAGAUGCACUGGAAGGGUUCAGGGGACUCCUCCAUAGUCUGCGGGGGCUCCCUGCGGCUGUUCCUGUUCUCCCCUUGGAAUUGACUGUUACCUGCAAUUUCAUUACCCUGAGGGCGAGCCUGGCCCAGGGUUUCACUGAGGACCAGGCACAGGAUAUCCAACAGGGCUUGGAGAGAGUGCUGGAGACCCAGGAGCAGCUGGGGCCUAGACUGGAAUGUGGGCUCAGGGGGCUGUGGGACUCUGUUCUCCAUUAUUCCUCCCUUCUGCUGGAGCUGCUGCCUGCCCUUCAUCACCUGGCUGGCCUGCAGGCUGCCCUCUGGCUAAGCACUGACUGUCUUGGGGACUUGACCUUCCUGCUGCAGACCUUGAAUGGCAACCAGAGUGAGGCCUCUGAGAAUCUGCUGCGGCUUCUGAAAACUUGGAGCCCCCCAGCUGAGGAGUCAGAUGCUCCAUUGACCCUGCAGGAUGCCCGGGGCUUAAGGGAUGUCCUUCUUACUGCUUCUGCCUAUCGCCAAGGCCUCCGGGAGCUGAUCACAGGAAGUCUGCCCAGGGCACUGAGCAGCCUGCAAGAAGCAGCCUCAGGUCUGUGCCCACGGCCUGUGUUGGUCCAGGUGUACACGGCUCUGGGGACCUGUCUCCGUAAAAUGGGCAAUCCACAAAGAGCUCUGCUGUACUUGGUUGCAGCCCUGAAGGAGGGAUCAACCUGGGGUCCCCCGCUUCUGGAGGCCUCCAGGCUGUAUCGGCAACUGGGGAACACAGCAGCAGAGCUGGAGAGUCUGGAGCUGUUGGUUGAGGCCUUGAAUGUCACUCACAGUUCUGAAGCCCCCCAGCUUCUCAUCGAGGUAGAGUUAUUACUCCGCAGACUUCACCUAGCCUCACCCCUUCAUUGUGGCACACAGAGCCAGGCCAAGUACUUGCUAGCAAGCCGAUGCUUACACGUGGGAAGGGCAGAGGAUGCUGCAGAGCAUUACUUGGACCUGCUGGCUCUGGUGCUGGAUGGCUUGGAGCCAAAGUUCUCCCCACCCCCUUCCCCCGCAGGGCCUUCUAUGCCUGAGGUCUUCUUAGAGGCAGCGGCAGCACUGAUCCAGGCAGGCCGAGCCCAGGAUGCCUUGACUGUAUGUGAGGAGCUGCUCAGCCGCACGUCAUCUUUGCUUCCCAAGAUGCCCCAGCUGUGGGAAGAUGCCAGAAAAGGAACCAAGGAGUCACCACACUGCCCAUCCUGGGUCUCUGCCACCUACCUGCUUCAGGGUCAAGCCUGGGUGCAGCUGGGGGCCCAAAAAGAGGCAAUUAGUGAAUUUAGCCGGUGCCUUGAGCUGCUCUUCCGGGCCACUCCUAAGGACAAAGAACAAGGGCCUGCUUCCAAUGGUGAGAAGGGGUGUGUAUCAGAUAUGACACUACAACAGCUUCGGGCAGCUGCCCUGAUUAGUCGUGGACUGCAGUGGGUGGCCAGUGGCCAAGAUACCAAAGCCCUACAGGACUUCCUCCUCAGUGUGCAAAUGUGCCCAGGUAAUCAAGAUGCUUCCUUUCACCUGCUUCAGACUCUGAGGAGGAUGGAUCGGAGGGAUGAGGCCACUGCUCUCUGGUGGAGGCUAGAGGCCCAAACUAAGUUGCCACAGGAGAAUGCUGCAUGGUCUCUCCCCCUGUACCUAGAAACCUAUUUGGGCUGGAUUCGUUUCCCUGACCGUGAAACUCUUCUUGAGGAGUUUCAGACAUCUCUGCCGGAGCCUUGUGAUCUGUAGCUGCCACAUUUUAAAGAGCCUGAGCUGGGGCUCCAGUGGCCCAUUUCUCUGUGGGGAGGGUUUUCUGCUUUACCAUUCUUGGGGGAUGUGGGUGAAACUAAUCAUUCCUAUAUAAGUCUGGCAUUGGAGAAGUUGGUAGUAGUCCUGCAAAAUUUGGCCUAGUUACUGCCAUUCUGGUUCCAGAGAAAGCUCCCUUGCCACCAUAAAGGCAUUAACUUUGCUUAUGACACCUUUUUUCCUGUUUUCCUUUUAAUCGUGUUUAGUAAAAUCUCAUAUUUAUCUCGUUUGCCUACUACAUAUACUUGACUGGGAAGGCUCACAGCUGUCUGAUUCAGUUGAGUGCUGAUUAUCUAAGAUGCCCUCUCCCAACAUCAUCUGCCUUAUGAGAUUGAGUUCUGGGUAGAAGAAAGGGCCACAGGAAUCCUUGCAGUGGCUUUGGUUCUUUCUGUUGCCUAAAAGCCAGAGUCUCAAAGCCCAGGAUCCUGUGCAAGGUCACAGAAUGAGUGGAGCUGGGUCUGGAAGGUGGUCUGGGCAGGCCUCUCAGGACAAGGGCAGGUUUUUGAUUCUUAGAGGGGAGGGACAAGCAGACCUCUGAGUCUCUGAGUGACUCCCUACCCCAAUCCCAAAUUCUAGAAAUUAAUUUAAUCAGCAUGAUACCAGAGCUGUUUAUUGAAUUUAGUCAGGGCUAGCUGGCAUUUGGGGCCCAAGGACUUCAAGUCUCAGCAUGCAAUUUUCUUGCUGCUUUGGGUUCUGUUGAAUCUACUGUGUUCUGUGGUUGCCUUUUGACCCGUUUUUGGAGUUGAGUGCCCUCCCUCCUCUAACCAUUAAUAUAAAUACCCAGUGGUAAGAGGAAGCAUGUACCUCCAAGCCGUGAGGAAAUGUAAAGCCUAUGGGAUUAGGGUUACCAGAGGGUGCCACAACAAUAGGGUGGAAUGGAUUAAUAGCUGGGGUGCUAGUCAAAGGAUUCGGAGUAGGGAUGGCUGAAGCCAGCGUUUUGAAGGAGCCAAGAGAGGGGUUAGGGUGGAGCCUUAGGUUUGGGAAGAAAAUGGGUAUGCAGGUUAUCACUGCAGCAGGACUAGACUAAUACAUGGGUUCAAUCCAUUGUGCCAGCUUCCUCAGCAGGGUAAGAUCAAGAGCCAAUGAACUGGAGCCAAGUGGGAGAGUCCGCCUCCAAGGGAUUAAAGGCUCUUCUUUCGCCAGUCGAUCUGGCGCCAUCCUUUUCGUUGAUUGGUCGCGAAUCCCAAUCCGUCGAGGAAGCGUAGCGUUGCGGCCAAUUGACGUGGCGUUACUAGGCGUGUUGCAUCCCUGAGGCGGGAGCCAGGCCACAAGCGAAUUUCCUGAUUGGCUCUGGUCCGCGGGUUGCUGGGGAGAGGCGCGGAGAGGCGGGCGGGAGUCCCCAGGGCAGGCGCUGAUUGGCUGAGGUGAGAGCACCUCUCCUUCCGAUGAUUCGGCUCUUCUCGGUUCAGUCUCAGCGCAGCGUCUGCAGCCGUCGUUUGAGUCGUCGCUGCUGCUGCCCCCUCCCGGAUCAGGAGCUAGUGUAUACCGCCCGCCCACCGCCUCGGUUCCGCUAGGAGGAAGCGAGAAGGAGGCCGCCUGCGGGUUUGUCGCUGCUGCUUGCCCCCUGCCCGGGAGAGCCGAGCCCCGGCCCAGUCAGUCGCCUGCCACCCCUCGUAGCCGUUACCCUCGGGCCGCCACAGCCGCCGGCCGGGAGAGGCGCGCGCCAUGGCCUCUGGAGCUGAGUCAUCUUGAUGACUCUUACCUGAACUCCCUCCAAGUCCCCUGUGGCCCGCUGGAGUUCUGGAAAGGGCCUGACUCAUGCAGAAGACAAUGGGGGAUGUCCCCAAAGAGCCUCCAGGACUGCUGUUGGCCCACGAUCAGGCUGAAGCUCUCUUUUAGAGUUCAAAAGGUGAUGACUUAUCAACAGCCAUUCUUAAACAGAAGAACCGUCCCAAUCGAUUAAUUGUCGAUGAAGCCAUCAAUGAGGACAACAGUGUGGUGUCUUUGUCCCAGUGACCACAGAUAGAGUGGGGUUUACUGGGUAUUCUAGCCUCCAGGGCUGCUGCUUACCCCGGCCCAGUGACCCAAAGGCCUUAACCUUCUUUUCUCAGCCCAAGAUGGAUGAGCUGCAGUUGUUCCGAGGUGACACAGUCUUGCUGAAAGGAAAGAA
Mirounga angustirostris (Northern elephant seal) is the source of this 5746-nucleotide messenger RNA. It is a transcript of the gene FANCG, whose product is annotated as FA complementation group G. Gene Ontology annotation, molecular function: protein binding. Lineage: Eukaryota; Metazoa; Chordata; Mammalia; Carnivora; Phocidae. Gene Ontology annotation, biological process: interstrand cross-link repair. The coding region runs from base 1480 to 3579 and encodes 699 amino acids. The transcript is spliced from 17 exons. The record is from RefSeq and is a predicted model, not a curated record. Gene Ontology annotation, cellular component: Fanconi anaemia nuclear complex.